Molecule: messenger RNA, 837 nt
Organism: Beta vulgaris subsp. vulgaris (sugar beet)
Lineage: Eukaryota; Viridiplantae; Streptophyta; Magnoliopsida; Caryophyllales; Amaranthaceae
Product: antiviral protein alpha-like
Exons: 1
Coding region: 1-837 (278 amino acids)
Biological process (GO): negative regulation of translation
Molecular function (GO): rRNA N-glycosylase activity
Source: RefSeq, a predicted model, not a curated record
AUGAAGCAAUUGCUGCUCAUUCUUAUAGUGAUUUAUGUAUGGGUGAUCCUCAAACAACCCACUUUCGCAGCUGAUGUAAGCUUCAACGUGGCAAGCGCUACUAAGACUAGCUACACAAAAUUCUUGAAUGAUGUACGUGAUCUAGUGAAGGACGGGAAAUUGAAAUACGGAGGCACCAAUCUUCCAGUUAUGGCUGCACCAAAAGUUCCACCGGAAUAUCUAUUGGUUGAUUUAGAAGCAGGGGAAGGGGUGGUGAUCAGCAUAGCUCUAAAUAAGAGCAACUUGUAUAUCCUGGGCUACCUUGAUAAGGUUGCUGAAACUUACAGAGCCCAUUUCUUUUCUGACAUUGGUUCAGAUGCCAACACAACUCUUUUCCCUGAGGCAAAGGGUGUUCAAAACCGGAUCAAUAUGGGGUAUACAAGUUCCUAUAAUGAAAUUACAGAUACUGCUGGGUUUUCUGAUAGAGGUAAAUUGAGCCUGGGUAUUCAACCACUCAACAAGCUGAUCAAGCUUGUAUAUGCAAACAAGCUCGAUGUUAAGAUUGAGGCCAGGUUGAUGCUAAUAGCUGUCCAAAUGAUCUCAGAGGCUGCACGCUUCAAAUAUAUUGAGAACAUGAUUCUCACAACCUUUACCCACUUCUACAACCCUGAUCUAAAGGCAAAAACUUUGGAGGUCAACUGGCAGACAGUUAGCAAGAAAAUAAUGACUGCCAAGAAUGGAAUAAUAACACCCUCUCUUUAUCUGGUAGAUGCUAAGGGAAAGCCUUGGACGGUUUCCCUUGUUAAAGACAUAGAAAAUGACCUAGGGCUUUUAAAAUACGAGGGUAACAAGGUCUAG